UAAUUGAUAUACACAUUUAAUUAAGAAAAACAAAAAAAAUUUCAUAAAAAAAUAAUUAUUUCAAGAGAAAUUGAGUAGCAAGAUUUGUAAAAUAAAAUUAUUGAGUUUCAUAUUACACACUCGAGAGAUUUUUCAAACAAUCGCCGUUAUUUCGAUAUCUAAGUUACACGUAUUUAUAUAAUGUAUAAAAUAUGAUUGCAUUCAUUUCGUUAUGUAUGUGAGAAAAAAUUUAAUGUAAUAAAAUAUUUUAAACGAAUAUUAAAAUGAACAUAUUCAUGGUACUAGUUUUUUCUGUUUCAAUAUUUACAAUCACAGUGAAUGCAAAUUAUUCUUUAGCACAAGAUUUAGUCAAUUUCAAUACAAUUGACGCCAUAGAUUCACUCAGGAAAUGCUUUGGAAAGGAAAAUAAAGAAUACAUAAAUGUGGUAAACAAAAACAAUCAAGAUAGAUUUUAUAAUAAGAUGAACAAUAUUUGUAAACAUUUUUGCUUGUCUCAUAAACAAAUCGUAUCUGAAUACAAACUAGUUGAAGAUUUCCUUUGUGACAUUAUUGAUGAAUCUUGUAAAAAAACUGUCAGAGAAUGUAUUAAACGAUUUCACGAUCAUUUGUUUGAUGUUGAUAUUGAGAAAGGAAGCAAUGAAAUUUGGGGACACAUGAGUAAAUCUCAAAGAGAAUUGAUAAAAGAUAUCACAUUGAAAAUAAAAUGCGAUUUCAGGAACGAUGAAAAAUCUUUGAAAAAAAAUUUAAUUUCAUUACAAAAGUAUUUAAGAACCUUAUUAUCUCAAGAAGACAGUAUACAUCAAUAAAAAUGUAAAAUAUACAUAUAGUGUAAUUUUUUUAGAGUGAUUUUACUUGGAAAUACUCAAUUAAAUUUCAAAAGAAGAAAAAAAUUCCGUAUAUAAAAAUAUACAUGA
This is a messenger RNA of Daktulosphaira vitifoliae (grape phylloxera), 914 nucleotides long. RefSeq lists its product as uncharacterized. The record is from RefSeq and is a predicted model, not a curated record. The coding region runs from base 264 to 806 and encodes 180 amino acids. Lineage: Eukaryota; Metazoa; Arthropoda; Insecta; Hemiptera; Phylloxeridae. The transcript has 7 exons.